This is a messenger RNA of Enterobius vermicularis (human pinworm), 1305 nucleotides long. Lineage: Eukaryota; Metazoa; Nematoda; Chromadorea; Rhabditida; Oxyuridae. The record is from the annotation of a GenBank genome assembly.
UUGCAAGUACGGGAUACUGCAGCGUGGUGUAUUGGUCGCGUUUGUGACUCAUGUGAGGAAGUGGUUACCAGACAAGAAAUUUUGGCUAUAUCAAGUUUAGCAAAAGCUUCUUAUGAUGUGGCGUGCCGGCAAGGAACUGAUAACACUGGUGAACCAGAAAGCUACAUUUUAACUCCUUGUUUUGAAGCCAUGAUUAAUGAGCUUCUCAAGGCUACAGAUAGAGCUGAUGCUCAUGUGUCUAAUCUGCGUAUUGCUGCUUUCGAAACACUGAUGGAAUUAAUUAAAAAUAGUCCCAAGGACUGCUAUGAAGUCGUGCAAAAAACAACUUUAGUUGUACUUAAAAAACUUGAGCAGCUCUUGAAUAUGGAAAAUUCUGUAGAAUCUUCUUCUCAUAAGAGCCAGUUACGUGACUUAGAAUCACUGUUGUGUGCAACUCUGCAGUCUGUUUUGCGAAAAAUACGAUCUGAAGAUAUUCCUUUUAUAGGCGAUGCUAUUAUGACGGGGCUAAUACAAAUUAUGCAGCGUUGUGCUGGAAAAGAAAGUGGUGGCGUUAUGGAAGACGCAUUAAUGGCUGUCAGUACUUUAGUUGAAGCGCUCGGCAAUCGUUUCGCCAAUUAUUUGGACGCAUUUAAACCUUAUUUGGUUGCUGGAUUGCGCAAUCAUGAAGAGGCACAAGUUUGCUCUGCCGCUAUUGGGGUACUUGCAGACCUUUGUAGAGCAAUGGAGACGGGUUUGACUCCGUAUUUAGAUGAGUUCAUGGAACUCCUUUCUCAGAUUGUGCAGAGCAGCAUAGUCAAUCGGGAUGUUAAACCAUCAGUACUCUCCUGUUUCGGAGAUAUCGCGUUAGCGAUUGGGCCAGGAUUUAAUCGCUACUUUGACCACGUAAUGGACUUUUUAUUAAUGGCGGCAAACUCUACGCAAGAUUUGGAUCCAGACGACUAUGACAAAGUAGAGUAUGUGGAACAGUUACUGGAGAGUUGCGUUGAAGCGUAUACGGGUAUAGUACAAGGGAUGAGGAAUUCUAACAGUGAAUUACAGUUGGUAGCACAGCAUUUGCCAGCUAUGCUGCAGUUGGUAAAUACCAUUGCUAGUAGAACUUCACCUGAGUCGCUUAUUGGUGUAGCUGCAGGCUUGGUUGGUGACUUGGUUACAUCGUUUGGCUCAGUUGUGCUACCGUCAGUAGACAGCCAUCCAGUUUCUGCUAUGUUAACUCGCGGAAGGCGAAGUAAGUCCGCACGCACGAAGUCGUUGGCGGUUUGGGCCACGAAGGAGAUACGAAAGCUGAAAGCGAUCUCGACAUCAUAA